AUGACAACCAAAGUCCAAGAGCCACGGGUGACCAAAAUUAGCCCUCUCCCGUCCGAAGAGGCCAAGUGGGUCGAGUUCCAAAAGAUCGAAUGGACCGAUCAGGAGGGUAAGCCCCGCUUGUGGGAGGCUGCGAACCGAAAGACGAGAGGGAAGAGUGGCAUCGAUGCAGUCGCCAUAGCCCCAAUAUUGAUCCACCCCAACCGUCCGACACAGACGAUUAUCAUCUUGCAAUACAGACCUCCGGUGGCGGCGACGUGCAUCGAGUUCCCUGCUGGCCUGAUCGAUGCGAAUGAGACGCCCGAGCAGGCGGCACUCCGCGAACUCAAGGAAGAGACGGGGUACGAGGGGACAAUUGUCGACAUGACGCCGGUCAUGGCCAGUGACCCGGGAAUGACAACGGCAAACAUGACGUUUGCUACUGUGGAAGUGCAUCUGAAAGAGGGCGACGAGGAGCCGGAGCAGCAUCUCGAGUCAGGCGAACAUAUUGAGCGCGUCGUUUUGCCGCUAGAUGAGCUUUACGGUCGUCUGUUGCAAUAUACAAAGGAAGGCAAGAUCCCGGACGCGAGGCUGUUCCACUUCGCGGCCGGUGUGCACUUUGCGAAGCUGAAUGCUAAGAAGUACGGCUUGACCAUUGAUGGUUAG
Molecule: messenger RNA, 642 nt
Organism: Verruconis gallopava
Lineage: Eukaryota; Fungi; Ascomycota; Dothideomycetes; Venturiales; Sympoventuriaceae
Exons: 1
Coding region: 1-642 (213 amino acids)
Biological process (GO): ribose phosphate metabolic process; nucleoside phosphate metabolic process
Cellular component (GO): nucleus
Molecular function (GO): ADP-ribose diphosphatase activity
Source: RefSeq, a predicted model, not a curated record